Molecule: messenger RNA, 1730 nt
Organism: Thrips palmi
Lineage: Eukaryota; Metazoa; Arthropoda; Insecta; Thysanoptera; Thripidae
Product: legumain-like
Exons: 12
Coding region: 204-1574 (456 amino acids)
Biological process (GO): vacuolar protein processing
Molecular function (GO): cysteine-type endopeptidase activity
Source: RefSeq, a predicted model, not a curated record
AGCGGCGUGUUUUGACGGAUGACGAGAUGAAGAAGCUGACAUCGACAUUAUAUUGAAAGCAGGAUGAUACUGAUUGACCUUUGGAAUCACGCGAGCAGAGGAAAACAUUUCCUUUGUUAGACCACUUGUGACUGUGGCUCCACUUCAACGUUCCAACGUUUCGUAAUUAAUUCAUGCCGUGAAGUCUUCAGUUGCCAUUGGAAAUGAUGAAUCAUUCAUUCUGGGCACUUGCCACUGUGCUCUUGGCAUCAAACGUGUCAGCAAUUUUUGUUAAGGGUAUUCCAGAGCUUCCUAAAGGGGGUAUUUUACCAAAUGGUGGUAAAAUUUGGGCACUUCUUGUUGCUGGAUCAAAUGGAUACUACAACUACCGUCAUCAGGCCGAUGUAUGCCAUGCAUAUCAGAUUCUCCACAAAAAUGGGAUUCCAGAUGAGAACAUUAUUGUUAUGAUGUAUGAUGAUGUUGCAUCAUCUUCUGAGAAUCCGACACCCAAUGUGAUUAUCAACCGUCCUGGUGGACCAAAUGUGUACAAGGGGGUUCCGAUAGAUUACUCUGGUGAUGAUGUCAAUUCUACAAACUUCCUGAAAGUCUUGACUGGUCAAAGCAAUGCUCUGGAAGGCAUUGGUACAGGAAGAGCUAUAGCCAGUGGCCCUAAGGAUCACAUAUUUAUUAACUUUGUGGACCAUGGAGCACCAGGAUUUCUUUGUUUUCCAAAUGAUGAAUUGCAUGCCAAACUUUUAGAGAAAACAUUGGAAGGAAUGGUGGCAGAGAACCGCUUUAGCAAGAUGGUGCUUUAUGUUGAAGCAUGUGAAUCUGGAUCCAUGUUCGAUGACAUUCUUCCCGAUACUACAGAUAUAUUUGUCAUGACUGCUGCGGAUCCUAGGGAAAGCUCCUACGCUUGCUAUUAUGACAAAUUGAGGGGCACAUACCUGGGAGAUGUUUUCAGUGUGAAGUGGAUGGAAGAUUCUGACAAAGAAAAUCUUGCCAAAGAAACUCUCCAUCAUCAAUUUGAACUCGUUCGUACUGAAACAAACUCCAGUCAUGUGGAAGAGUAUGGGGACCUUGAUGUCGGGGCCCUACCGGUGGCAUACUUUCAGGGGUAUCAAGGACGCUUUUCAUCCCUCAAUGGUGAAAAUGACCGUCUACCUCCCAUAAAUGAUGCUAUUUCCAGUAGAGAUGUUCCCUUGGCAAUUCUUAAACACCAGUAUGAAGCAGCUGUUGAUCGGAAAACUAAAAGAUACCUGCAAUUUAAAAUUCAUCGCAUGCAAAAAAUGCGUCGUUUCCUUGAUGUUGCUGUGGCUGACAUUGCAUCUCAAAUUGCACAUGGUAAUGAGGAAAAAACAGCCUACCUACUUGGGUCAGACCAAAAACUAACAUCAUCAAAAUUAGAAUGCUAUGAAACUUUGGUCAAAUAUUUUUCAUCGAAAUGCUUCAAGAUAUCUGAGAAUCCUCAUGCACUGUCAAAAAUGAAAGUGUUUAUAAAUAUUUGCUCUGCUCCUUGGGUUGCCAUUAACUCUGCUCUGAGAGCUAUGGAUGCCAUUUGUGUGCCAGAAAGGCAGUUGACAGGAAUCCAUUGAUCUGGCUGCGAUCAUUUUCUAGUCAAGCUUCACAAAAUCAAGCUACAGAGUGUUAGGAAUGAUGGGAAAUGAACACCAAAAUUUGUACCAUUUUACAUUUGUACAACAAUUUAAAUUUAUUGAAUAAAAUCAAUCAACGUGUAUUGCAGAAAUCUA